Molecule: messenger RNA, 1200 nt
Organism: Fundulus heteroclitus (mummichog)
Lineage: Eukaryota; Metazoa; Chordata; Actinopteri; Cyprinodontiformes; Fundulidae
Exons: 3
Coding region: 124-1200 (358 amino acids)
Source: RefSeq, a predicted model, not a curated record
AGGGGGUUUUCAGCUGACGUCACGCUCACGUGACUACUCUGCGCGUCCGCCAUAUUGGGUGGCAGUCGUUUCGCUCCGUUGACCCGCAUUGUAUUACGCCUUAGGCAGUAUUGGAAGUGAACAAUGGUGAAAACGUGUUUAAUGGUUGGUUGCACGGCCCGUGGAGGUGGAGAACAACGCUCUUUCUUUCGCCUACCAGCCGUGAUAGCGAAUCAGUGCGAAAAAACAAAACAGCUGUCUGAACAACGCCGUCGCCUAUGGCUGACACGGAUAUCCAGGGCCGAUUUGGACGGUGUUAAGCUGGAAUACGCCAGAGUCUGCGGUGCUCACUUUGUCACAGGCAAACCUGCAGCACUCUUCGACUGUGAUAACCCAGACUGGGCACCGAGCCUUCUCCUAGGCCAUUCAAAGGUGAAACCAGCUUCAGACCUGACAGCAUCCCGGAAGGAGCGUGUGCAGCAGAGGGCUCAUAAAAGGAAGCUAUAUGAUGCUGCUGAGAGCCUUAUCUCUCUCAGCAAGUCAUUCAAGCCUAACAAGGACUUAGAAAUAUCAGGUGUGGAGCCACUACCCGAUACAGAUGAGACUCUGACGGCAGAACCGAAUUCUGUGGCCUGCCAAACAGAUAUAUCCAUGUCGCUCAUCGAUGACAUGCAGUCAGAACUGAAUAGACUGACACAGGAAAAUAUGGAAUUGCGGAUUAAGGUUGAGGAAUCUACUGUUUGUCAGAGGACUUUUGAAAAUGAUGAUGGCAAGGUUAAGUUUUACACUGGCUUGCCAUCAUUUACUCUUCUGAUGUUAUUGUUCAAUUAUAUUUCAGAUGAGUUAAUCUGUGGACCCAGUAGCUGUCUCAACAAAUUCCAGCAAAUGGUUCUUACUCUAAUGAGACUUCGUCUAAACUUAUCUGUACAGGAUAUUGCUUACCAUUUUAAUGUGUCCUGCCCUACUGUAUCUCGCACCUUCAGUCAUGUUAUCAAUGUCAUGUACCACAAUAUUGGAUUUCUUGUGAAAUGGCCGUCCAGGGAGGCAUUGUUUGAAAGCACUCCAAUGGAGUUUCGGAAACAGUAUGGUGUGCGUGUGAGUGCAAUUAUAGAUUGUUUUGAAGUAUUUACUGAUAGACCAACAGGUUUAAUGGCUCAAGCACAGACUUGGUCAAACUACAGUCAGUUUUAUUUCGGAAGCAUGGGGUGGGCGUACCAGUGA